Molecule: messenger RNA, 1062 nt
Organism: Closterium sp. NIES-67
Lineage: Eukaryota; Viridiplantae; Streptophyta; Zygnematophyceae; Desmidiales; Closteriaceae
Source: the annotation of a GenBank genome assembly
UUCUGCUCCUUCGAGAGAACCGCUUUUCUGCCACUUCGACGGAAACGCUAUUCUGCCAAUUCAACGAGACUGCUCUUCUACCACUAGCAUUUCCCACACAGGCUCGCCUUGUCGACAAGUCUGCUCUUCGUCGACAAGCCUUUCUGUAGGGCUCGUGUCCGCAGACUUCGUUGAUAUGCCGCUUCAGUAGACUUCUGCAGCCUUCGCAGGAUCAGGGCUAUUCUCAACAACCCGCUCAUUCCGCCACCUCCGUCCGAGCCAAACCCCCCCUGCUGCCUACUCUGUCCGCUGCUCGUCCACCACUUCUAACGCCGGCGGCCCAUGGGGGACAGAAGAAGGACCAGCCGCCUCCGGACCCGGAACCGACAAGCAGAUCGCCGAACCUCCCCGCAGAACGCGGAAGGCCGAGCGAGCGGGCGCUGCAUGUGGAAGGAUCGACGCGCGCGAAGCAGAGCAGCGAGACGAGCGCGAGUGCGGGGACAAGGUGGGACACCGCGAGGCGAGGCACCAUCGCGCGUGGCGGAGACUAACGGGUUCCUUGAAGCGGAAAGAAAUCAGGCUUGAAGGCGCGGCGUGGAUGGUGCUGGCCGUGAGGCAGACGAGCUGCGGGACGGCUGUGGUGGAUGCGAGGGCGUGUUGCACGAGGAACGCGACGACGCCGCGACAGGCGGCGAGGCGAUGUGGCCGAAGAAAAGAUGGCCGAAGCAGCUGUGGGGAAUGCCUCCAAGCAUCGCGGUAUUUCUACUUGCUCUGCCGCUGCGAGGAGGCUAAGCCGGCAGUAGCGCGUCUGGCGAAAAGGAUUGACGCGCUGCGGGUGACUGCAGCGACGCUUUUGUUGUGCGGAGGGUAUCUAGGAUAAGGAGUCAACGCGAAUCCAGUCAGCGUGCGAGAAAAUGACCGAUGAGGCGAGCCGUCCUCGUUGACUGACGGUUGGGCGAAGGACAUCAAAGAAGAUUGAAGCCGGGAGAUGGCUGACUGCUUAUGAAAUGUUGGAAGGAAGAUGCAAGGCUUAUGCGUUACAAGGAAUGCAAAAGGCGAUGGUAAAAAAUGCCAGCCUUCCUU